GAGCGAAUCACGAUUGGACAUAAUAAUGAUGCAAUUUUUGAUUGAUUAUAUGGAAUCCGACAUAUCGAGUUUGCAGAUGCGCUAACAAUAAUUAAUAAUAGCAAGAUAGCCAGCAGUUUUGGGUAUCUUUCAAUAUCCACUCCAAUCCGAUUGCACUGAAAGCUGAAGCUACACGAGUUUCAAAUACGUCGUGGAGAGUGUAACGAUGGCAACAACACAAACCGAGGAGGUUUCGCUGCCAACAUAUCCUUCGGAACCUAUCCGGCCCGACAUUAGACCAAGCUCUUCGAGUAGAGUGGCAGAAGUGCCAAAUGACAAUGUUAUACCUCCCGACGACGCAGUUGAGGCACUUAUACCGGACGGUGGCUACGGUUGGGUCGUUGUCUUCGCCUGCUUCGUGAUAACUUUUUGGAUGAACGGAUGGGCUGGCACUUGGGGUAUCUUACAAUCCGCUCUGCUUCAGACCACGCUGAGAGACGUCUCAUCAACCACGCUUUCUUUGGUCGCAUCGCUUGGCCUCAGCCUCACGGUGGCUCUGGGUCUUUUCAGCGUUCGUUUUACGCAAUUGGUCGGUGCCCGCUGGAGCACCCUAAUUGGCGUUAUUAUCUUCGGUCUUGGCAAUGUCCUCAGUGGAUUCACGGUAGACAAUGUUGCAGGGCUGUUCAUUGGAACUGGUGUUUCGUACGGGGUUGGCGCCAGUUUGAUGUAUACCAAUUGCAACAGCUUGCCGGCACAGUGGUUCAACACCCGACUUGGGACUGCAAACGGCAUCGUGAAGGUUGGUGGAGGCAUCGGUGGAAUCGUGCUGGCUCUGCUAUUCCAAGUGGUAAUCGCUAAAUUCGGUAUUGCGUGGGCGUUUCGCAUUCUGGGGUUCUUGUCGCUGGCAACAGGUGUGCCAGCUGCCCUGCUGAUAAAAGAGCGAAUUCCCGCGCAUCCCACACCAGGAAUUCAAUGGUCGCUGCUAAAAAACCCGCCAUUUGCCUUUCUCUGCGCGGCGGGUGCAUCCGGAGCAUUUGCUCUUUUUGUCCCAUCCUUCUUUCUUCCGUUGGCAGCCAACUCUAUCGGCUUAUCCAGCCCAACAGCUGCUGCAGUGCUGGCAUGCUUCAAUGCCUGCAUAGCUCUGGGCCGUUUUGCAUCCGGUAUUGUUUGCGACAAGUUCGGCUCUACCAACACAUUCCUCUUGACCAUGGCACUGAACGCCGUUACUAUGCUCGCGAUAUGGACAUUAUCGAGCACGCUGGAGCUACUGAUGAUAUUCGCUGCCUUGAAUGGUAUAGCAAAUGGCGCCUUCUUUGUCGCCAUGCCCACCGCCGUUGGUAGAUUAGUCGGACCUGGUCACGCAGCGGUUGGCAUGAGCAUGGCAUUGACUGGGCUGGCACUCGGGUACUUCAUGGGCAGUCCCAUUGCUGGAUUUCUCAUCGAUGCCACUGGUGCGGAUAGAGCGAAAUCUAUCGUACCUUAUAGGCCAGCCAUCUUCUAUGCUGGGGCCACGGCUGUUAUGUCCACUGCAUUCGUACUUCUUGCUCGGUUGAAAAUGGAUGGCAAGAUCAUGAAGAAGCUCUAAUUUCAGUCUGGGAAGUACCAUUUACACAUCUGUUAUGAUGUGGCAUUAUUUAUUCACAGUUUGCCGUACAAGGCUACAAGCGUCAGGAGAAUAAGAAGCAUGGCGCGCUUGACAGCAGAAUUUAUUUCCAAACUGGCACUAGC
Truncatella angustata is the source of this 1707-nucleotide messenger RNA. RefSeq names its product major facilitator superfamily domain-containing protein. The transcript has a single exon. The record is from RefSeq and is a predicted model, not a curated record. Gene Ontology annotation, cellular component: fungal-type vacuole membrane. Gene Ontology annotation, molecular function: transmembrane transporter activity. Bases 206 to 1564 code for a protein of 452 amino acids. Gene Ontology annotation, biological process: transmembrane transport. Lineage: Eukaryota; Fungi; Ascomycota; Sordariomycetes; Amphisphaeriales; Sporocadaceae.